Messenger RNA from Acipenser ruthenus (sterlet), 3631 nucleotides. Its product is annotated as sortilin. Gene Ontology annotation, molecular function: protein binding. Gene Ontology annotation, biological process: vesicle organization; endocytosis; Golgi to endosome transport. The record is from RefSeq and is a predicted model, not a curated record. The coding region runs from base 100 to 2523 and encodes 807 amino acids. NCBI's taxonomy places the organism in Eukaryota, Metazoa, Chordata, Actinopteri, Acipenseriformes, Acipenseridae. The transcript has 21 exons. Gene Ontology annotation, cellular component: Golgi apparatus; membrane.
UGAGACGCUCGCUGGUUAGGUUAGUGACAGCACUUGAUCGUUGUCACAAUACAGCGCAGGUUUGGAAAGCUGUUUUUACUUCCUCCUCAGAAGUGCAAAAUGAAUUCUAACUUGUUGAUCCUAACGUGUUGCUUAAGGAUCAUUACAUGCCUUGCUAUAGAUUCCACAGGCUCCGUAGCAGACAGAAGUAGAACAUUUGUCAGGAAAGAGGUAAAACAACAAUUUAACCCCAGAGUGAAAAGAGAUGUCGGCUCUACUAGUUCGUCAGCAGAGUUUUCCCCUUGCGUCUCACCCGUUUCAAUACAAGACUUCAAUAAACUGAAACAGAACACCAAUCAGCAUGCUUUUAUUGAUGAUGAUGGGUCCAGUGUUGUGCUGUCCUGGGUUGGUGAUGGAACAGGAAUCAUUCUGGUCUUGACUAUCUUCAAUGUACCAGUUACUUGGUUUUUUGACCAGGGUUCUUCACGACUAUAUAGAAGUGAGGACUCUGGGAAAACCUUUGAAGAUAUCUCCAAUGUCAUCAAGAACACCUACAUACGGAAAGAAUUUGGAAUCAAUGUGGGGCCAAGUAAUUCACAAAGGGUAAUUCUCACCGCUGAUGUAGCAUUGACUCGUGAGCAAGGAGGCCGAAUAUUUACAUCGCUUGAUUCUGGGAAAUCAUUUAAUUUUGUAGAUCUUGCUUUCCAUCCUGGCCAGCCAAUUGUCUACCACUCUUCAAACCCAGACUACCUGCUUGUCUCCAGCAUAGACAACAUUUUGUGGCUAUCUGUGGAUUUUGGGAAACACUGGACUAAAAUACAUGAAAAUGUGCAGGCUUUUUCUUGGGGGCCUGGCAUCACAAUUUUUUUCAGCACACAUCCCAAUGAUACACUGGAUGCUGAUCAAAGGGGAGAGUUGCUCUUGAAAAGAACAGAAGACUUGGGCAGAACAUUUAGUACUGUCUCCAACAACCUGUUCUCAUUUGGAUAUAUUGGGCGCUUUCUCUUUGCGUCGAUUGUGAAAAAACAGGGUGAACCCAGAGCUUUAUAUGUUUCUUCAGACCAGGGAGACACCUUCAAUCAAGCACAGUUACCCUUGGCUACAAAAGAACAGUUUUAUUCAGUGCUUGAAGCAGAUGAUGAUAUGAUUUUUAUGCAUGUGGAUGAACCAGGAGACACAGACUUUGGCAUGGUUUACACAUCUGAUGACCGUGGUGUCCUUUACUCAAAAUCACUGGAGCGUCACUUGUUUGCAGCCAGCGGAAAAAGUGACUUUACCAACGUAACCUCACUUCGUGGAGUUUAUCUUACCAACGUCCUUGAUGAAGAUGGCAGCAUUCGGUCUGUUAUAACCUACGACAGGGGAGCAGAGUGGAAUCCCUUAAACAAGCCAGCUGAUGUUAAAUGUGCAUCAGAUAGCAAGAGGUGCAGCCUUCACAUACAUGGGGAGUACAGCAUAUCUAAUCAGUUGGCACCUAUGCUUCCGCUUUCUGAUCCAAGCGCUGUUGGUUUGAUAAUUGCACAUGGUAGUGUUGGAGACGCCAUCACAGCAGUAAAACCCGAUGUUUACAUCUCUGAUGAUGGAGGGUAUAGCUGGAUGAAGACUCUGGAGGGCCCUCACCAUUACACCCUUCUAGAUUCUGGAGGACUCAUUGUAGCAGUGGAAUAUUACACAGACAUACCUAUCAAAACAGUCAAGUUUUCAACUGACGAAGGGCAGUGUUGGCAGUUGUAUAAUUUCACAGAUAAGCCAAUUAUCUUUGCUGGUCUGGCAUCAGAACCAGGGACCAAGACAAUGAACAUCAGCAUCUGGGGUUACAUGCCAGAGGCUGGUUACAGAGCCACAUGGGUUUCAGUCACUAUCGACUUUGAGCAGCUCCUGACAAGAGACUGUGAAGAUGAUGACUAUGUAAAUUGGUUAGCCCACUCCACAGAUGAAGGGGAUUUAGUGAAUGAUGGGUGUGUUCUUGGGUACAAAGAAACUUUCAGGAGGCUCAAGAAAAAAUCUGUCUGCAUAAAUGGAAGGGAUUACAUUGUAGAGAAAGAGCAGAACCCCUGUCUGUGCACCAAACUAGAUUACAUGUGUGAUUAUGGAUACUAUCGUCAAGAGAACAGUUCAGAGUGUGUUGAACAACCAGAUUUUAAGGACCGUCAACUUGAAUUCUGUUUACUAGGAAACGAAGAGCUGCUUAUGACAACAGGGUAUCGAAAGAUUCCUGGUGAUAAAUGUGCCGGUGGGUUUUCACCUAAGAGGACCGAGGAGCAGAUGAAUAAAAGAUGUGGAACAGCAGAACAAAUUCUAACUUCAAAAUCUAAAGAGACAACCAUUAUGCUUGCUGUCAGUGCUGUGGUUAUGAUGAUAGCAUUAGUCACAGGGGUAUUUCUAAUCGUCAGAAAGUAUGUGUGUGGGGGAAGGAUCCUAUCAUAUCGCUAUUCUUCUCUACGAGAAGAUGACGAUCGCUGUAUUGAUGGUGAACUGGUGGCUAAUGAAACAAAUGCUGGAAGAGGUUUUCGUGAUGACUCGGAUGAAGAUCUCAUUGAAUGACUGUCUAAAACCACGGAGUAAAGGGUCUGAAGGAGUUCUCCAGAGACUUUAAGCUGAAGAAAAACUUAGAGAUUUUCUUCCAAAUCAGUGUGCCUUGAAGUUUUCUGUCUCAGGCUGUACAUUUUAAUGUGACUUAUUUUAUAUGUGAUUGUUGCUUUUAUUUACAGCGUAUUUGGGUUUUAAAAAUAUUAAACAUUUUAAUUUAAUACAAAAACAGGUGAAGGGGUGAAAUUAUGUUUUAAAACUUUUUUUGCUGCUCAGAUAAAUAAUGAAGACGACUUCAUGUAUAAUUUUAUAUGAAAAUGUGCUUAAUGCAAAGCAGCAACUGAAUUAUAUAAACCAAAACUGUUUAAAAGUCAUCACUGGUAGCACAGUGAAGCUGGUUCCUCAAGUAAAUUCUCAUGGUAUAUUGCAGUGCAUUUAGUAGCGUUUGUUUGUGUUGAUUUUAAUAUGUACUUAAAUGUAAAAUGUGUAAAAUGUGGUGAAUAAUGUGCAUAUAAGCAUUGAUUGACUUAUGUACAGAAUUGGAAUUACGCAUCAUAUAUGGCAAUUGACCUUUACUUUACUUUAUUAAGCACUGAUACUUACUGCACACAGCCUUACUUUUCACGAUAUUUGCACUUUUUUUGUAAUGCUGUACAAUGUUGAUAAAACCAUUGUUGGCAAAUCAAUCUUGAAAUAUCUUUGCAAAAUAUAGGGGCAAAGCUUCUUUUUUUAGUUUGAAAUGAGUUGCAUUUUGGAUGUGUUUUGAAUGUGUUGUAAAAAUAGUAUGUAACAGCUGUAAACCGCAUGUUCUUUAAUCCACAGGAAAUGGUGUUAAUUGAUUCACAAAUAAAACAUCAACACAGCAUUAUAGUGUAGGUUUUUGGAAUAUUUUAACAAAGGCCCAAUCAGUCACAAUUUAAAUUAAAAAAUGGAUCGGAGACUUCCUUUAAUCUGAUUGGUCAAUACGAGGGCCUUAAUCUCCAGUAAAGGACCUUGAAUGUUAUCUUUCAAAUUGUGUUUAAUCACUGUACCAAAUCAAUGCGCCGGAAAAUAUGUAAAUACAGUAUUUGUGUAUUUUACCUUUUUUCUGCUUGAUAAAGAAACUAUUGGUUCUUGUACACGC